AUUUUGUUGACGAAGAUAUAGGAUUUUUAAACAAAGUUCAUUUCAUAAUUUCAUUGACAACCUUUAAAUCAAAGGUCAUGGUCAAUAUCAGAUAUUUAUUUCAGAGCUGACCGUGUUGUCUAUUCAUUUGAUCGCGCGCACUGCAAAGCUGUCAUUACCGAAAAAUGGAUGCAACAUAUUUUAUUUUGUGCCUGGUGUUCGUGGUGGAUUACGUUCAUUUGUCGUCGUGCGCGCCGUACGAAAAUGGCAAUGACAGAAAAGGUAUUGAUGCCGUUGAGACACCGCUUGCAGAUAAAAAGCUUAAAUGGCGCGGUGAAAUGGAAGAUAUGACCGACGAAGGUACGGAAAACCACGAGCAAGUUGAUAAUAUGUUGGUGAACCAAGAAAAAGUUAUGGACAGAAGACAUAAGGCUAGCAUGGAGCCAGCCGCAGACAGCUCGUUGAGCCGAAACUACUCAAAUGUUUUAUUUCUUGUAUAUUUGGACCACACAGUCAGUAUGAGCAACCACAUACUGCGGUUCAAUGACGUAGUUUACAAUUACGGAGGUGGAUAUAACGUGCACACUGGGGUCUAUACUGUACCGAUAUCUGGUGCCUAUAUUGUCUCCUUUCAUUUAGAGCUAGGAGCAUAUUCUUACCCAAUCACAUCCAGUCUUUUCGUCAAUAGCAAAGUCAUGGUGAGCAGCAAAUUGAAACCGUAUUAUGGAGUCAAGCAAGCCAGCCAAACAGCUGUUCUUUAUCUAAAAAGAGGGGAUGCCAUGUUCUUGAGGGUAGACAAGGGGACCGUUGGCAGCAGCAGUGGUCGCAGCACUAUUUUCACUGGCGUGCGUUUGCCAUAUAUUUAAGUCAUUGUUUAGAAGUGGUCAGUCUCAAUGGAGAAUCAUUUUGUAGCUUUCGAAAAAUCUGUUUAAGAUAUUCUAUCAACAUAUUUGUUUUUUUUUUCAAGAAAAUGUUAUGCUUUUCUGUUUGUAGAUGUCCUUUAUUUGGCUUCUGGAUACAUUUCUUUACUGUUUCUGACUUUUAUUCUAUCUAUCUAGGAUGUGGAACCAGAGGGUGGUAAUGAGAUUAAUAAAACUGGCAUGUAUUUCCUUUCUUUUGCGAUAUUAGUAUAUGAAAACUGUAAUGAAAUCGUUUCAAUAUAUCUGAACUUCUUUAAUAAAAAACGUUUAUUCUACAUAAAAAUAUGAGAAAUGUUAUCUUGUUUGGGCAACUAAUUUCAUUUUUUUUAAAUACUUAUUAUUGAUAUACAAAUGUAUAUGACAUUACUCAAAUGGUCGUGGACUUCAAUUAUGUGUACAGUUUUCAAACAAAUCAGUGACAUCUCAAAAUUCAGAUUAACAUUAAAACUAAAAAAGUACGUUUCCAAGAAACACUUUAUCUGAUACAAACAUUACUUUGAACACGUUCGAGCAUACGUAGCUAAGUGUAUCCCUAUUUGAAGACAAGUGGUAAUUACGUAUUGAUAUACCCUACCAUUGCCUUCAUUUUGUAACAUGUUGUUAUUGUUGUUGUUGUGAUGCAAAUGAUGGUUAUUUUGCCAACAAUCUUUAAUGUCACGCUAUAACGGUUAGGGUUAUGAAAUAUGUUAUUAUAUCUAAUGAUUACCAGUGUUUUAACUCGUAAACGGCGCACACUUUGCAAGAAAGCUGCAUUUAUUGUUAUUUCACAUGUAUGUUUCAUGUUUACGUCAGCCAUGAUCAUUGAUGCAUGAUGGGAUUGUAUAACUUCCGUUGUCAUUAGCAACUGCUUCCAGUGUAUUGUUUACAUUACUGUAAAUCACUAUGUUUCGGCAAAAGACUUAUUUUGGUGGAAAUCCCAUGGUAUUAAUCAUUUUAAGAAAGCCUUUUCUCUAUGUGACAGUAAUUUUCUAUCAAAGUUUCAUUUAGUUUUAGCUUGAGAUCGUAUUUUCUCUGGUUGGUUUGGUUGGUUGACAGCGUUCGUCCGUACAAAAAUUGAUCGUUUCCGAACGUCAAUCGAGCGAUUUUCGAACGUCGAACACUGGACGUCAACUAAAACGAACCGUCGAACAUUUUCCGAACAAGUUCUUGUUCGUCUCCUUAGAUUUAGUAUAAAUAGGGCUGGAAAUGUCCGACUGCAGUCAGUUUUACAACAGCUUUCUAGCAUACAUUACGGCUAAAGAACAGUAAUUUACGAAAUUAAAUGGUACUUAAACCAGUUUGACUUUCCAUUUACCUCUUUGGACUAAAGCUAGAACACUACAUAACUGGUCUGCAAUAUCUAGAAUUUGAUACGCAUUUUUCGAAACGUAGAUGAUCUAUUUUAUAAUUAUUUUCGCAUUUAAUACUGGUCACUGACUCAAACAAGAUCUUUAUAUAGAAACGCCGUAUUAUAAUAUUUAUUAACCAAACUUCGUCUAUUUCUACGGAGGAUUUUGAACGUCAGAAGUGUGCGCCGUUUCGAAGCAUAAAUUAUAUGUUCACGAACAUAAUUUUCGUACAUGUUGGAAAUCAUCAAGUUGUAAAGCCAGAGUAUAGGCAUCUAUUAAAAUCAGUAAAGUUGGAA
Messenger RNA from Mercenaria mercenaria, 2523 nucleotides. RefSeq lists its product as uncharacterized. The transcript is spliced from 2 exons. Gene Ontology annotation, cellular component: extracellular matrix. Gene Ontology annotation, molecular function: protein binding. The record is from RefSeq and is a predicted model, not a curated record. Bases 165 to 845 code for a protein of 226 amino acids. Lineage: Eukaryota; Metazoa; Mollusca; Bivalvia; Venerida; Veneridae.